Tupaia belangeri chinensis (Chinese tree shrew) is the source of this 709-nucleotide messenger RNA. RefSeq names its product sentrin-specific protease 1. Gene Ontology annotation, biological process: proteolysis; protein desumoylation. The record is from RefSeq and is a predicted model, not a curated record. The transcript is spliced from 5 exons. Gene Ontology annotation, cellular component: nucleus. The coding region runs from base 77 to 589 and encodes 170 amino acids. Gene Ontology annotation, molecular function: deSUMOylase activity. NCBI's taxonomy places the organism in Eukaryota, Metazoa, Chordata, Mammalia, Scandentia, Tupaiidae.
CUUUGGAACUAGGUAGAAAGGCCUGAGUGUCUAUUCUUAAUACAAAUCAUUUCUUCCACAGAUCAUCAAUUUCUACAUGAAUAUGCUGAUGGAGCGAAGUAAAGAGAAGGGAUUGCCAAGUGUGCAUGCAUUUAAUACCUUUUUCUUCACUAAGUUAAAAACAGCUGGUUAUCAGGCAGUGAAACGUUGGACAAAGAAAGUGGAUGUAUUUUCUGUUGACAUUCUUUUGGUACCCAUUCACCUGGGAGUGCACUGGUGUCUAGCUGUUGUGGACUUCAGGAAGAAGAAUAUUAUCUAUUACGACUCUAUGGGUGGGAUAAACAAUGAAGCCUGCAGGAUCCUCUUGCAAUACCUAAAACAAGAAAGUAUUGACAAGAAAAGAAAAGAGUUUGAUACCAAUGGCUGGCAGCUCUUCAGUAAGAAAAGUCAGGAAAUUCCACAGCAGAUGAAUGGAAGUGACUGUGGGAUGUUUGCCUGCAAAUACGCUGACUGUAUUACCAAAGACAGACCAAUCAACUUCACACAGCAACACAUGCCGUACUUCCGGAAGCGGAUGGUCUGGGAGAUCCUCCACCGAAAGCUCUUGUGAAGACUGUCUCAGAAGACUCUUUUCCUCGUGGGGGACCAGCUCUUUGUUGUCUACAGCCAGAGACCUUGGAAAUGGCUGCUCCCAAUCCUCUGUUCUUAUAAAGCCCUUGAUCCUGGACCA